This is a messenger RNA of Orbicella faveolata, 1459 nucleotides long. RefSeq names its product adenosine receptor A3-like. The record is from RefSeq and is a predicted model, not a curated record. NCBI's taxonomy places the organism in Eukaryota, Metazoa, Cnidaria, Anthozoa, Scleractinia, Merulinidae.
AUGUCCAAGGAUAGCAACAAAGUUAAAGUUUCCACCUUCCCUGGCUGCACCACUAAAGAUAUGCACGAUCAUAUCAAGCCAAUCUUAAAGGAGCUCGGUAACGAUCUUCGUUCUGCUCACAUCGCUAAUUGUGUCUUCAACAAUUUUUUGUCCUAUACCGCCAUCAUGUUGAACAUUGUGACAAUCCAUGCGAUAAGAAAAGCUUCGUCGGUGCCAAAGACUUUAAAAACAUUGCUCCUGAGUCUUGCUGUUUCUGAUCUUGGUGUUGGUUUGUUAGGUCAGCCUUUAUACACCUCUGUUCUGGCAAAAUUGUUACAAAAACAAAACCCUGGCUGUCAUACCUAUUUGGUUUUUGGAUUCAUUGUAACUGUGUUUUUGUUCGCCUCUUUCUUCGGUGUUGUGACCAUAAGUGUAGACAGGUUCUUAGCGAUUCAUCUUCAUCUCAGAUAUCAGGAACUUGUGACUCACAAGCGUGUUGUUACUGUGGUGAUCUCCAUAUGGCUACUUAGUGUAUUCCUUUCUUUGACGCCGUCCUGGAUUUCGCUCGAUAUCUACUCACUUAUUAGUUUAUUUCUUGACGUUAUUGGUUUUCUUCUUACGACCGUGGUUUACAUCAGAAUUUAUUUUGCCGCAAGACGUCACAAGAAUCAGAUUCAGACCCUGCAAGCACAGGGAGGAGCAGAGAAUGGCGAAAUGACAAAUUUUGCUAGCCUUGUUAAAUCUGCAGUCGGUGUUUUCUACGUAUAUCUCGUGUUUUUGGUUUGUUAUUUGCCUUUCUUUAUCAGUGUGGCAGCCGUUGCAAUCAACGGCUCCAGUAUUUCCUUAAAGAGAUUUUCCCUUUUCUCAUGGACUCUCUUAUUUCUUAACUCAUCGUUGAACCCACUAAUUUAUUGCUGGAAGAUGAGACACAUUCGACACGCUAUCAUGGACUUAUUGCGGAACAUGCCAUGGUUCAGAAAUCGCGGAACACGCUAAUCUUAAGGCCAACCACCUUCAGUGUUUUUUAUCAGUGUUCAAUCCAGUAAUUUACUGUUUUAAGAUGACACAACAACAUUCAGUAGGCUAUCAUUAACAUUCUGCCGGGGGAAAUGUAGAAAUUGCACAUCACUUUCCAUAAGUAGCAGUUUAAAACCAUCCAAAGAACUGCUUUAAAAUGGUCUCCCUUUCACAUUUGUUGGUACAUGGUUAGGGAACAUCGAUGUAAUUUGUUGUUGGUUUUAGCUUUUUGGUUUAUCAGUUGUCUCUAAAGUUUUCCUAUAUAUGGAGGCACCCUUAAGAUUGUAAUUUUUAAUUGAUUAUAAUGUCAAUAAACAUGGAGAUAUUCUAACUUGAGUUAGAUUUGUUGUGGCUAUUAAUAUCAUUUUGAUUACUGCAAAAGCUUUUUAUCCUCGGUCUUAUAGUUAGUAGAAGUUUCACAUCAUACGGUAUUGAUUCCCUAAAACAAUCUGCUCCUACAGGA